Molecule: messenger RNA, 1476 nt
Organism: Glycine soja
Lineage: Eukaryota; Viridiplantae; Streptophyta; Magnoliopsida; Fabales; Fabaceae
Product: thylakoid membrane protein TERC, chloroplastic-like
Exons: 14
Coding region: 167-1225 (352 amino acids)
Cellular component (GO): membrane
Source: RefSeq, a predicted model, not a curated record
AUGGUGAGUAGUGAGGCUGAGCGAGCGUGACAAGAACUUAUCCUUUUAUAAUUCUGAUCGAAACAAAUCGGUGCGAGAACAUCACCAGAGCAGAGCAUCUUUGGAAGUUUGAUUUCAUUGUUGUUUGGCAACUUGUGUUUUUCCCACCGAACCCAAUCCAAGAGUUAUGGGAUUGGCCUCUGUUGUUCACAUUCACGCUCCUCCUUUCAGAUGCUCUGUUCUUCACCACCCCAUCUCUUCCUUUUGCUCAGUGUACCAUUAUCGUCCUCCUCGCCGUUUCCCACUUCUGUGCUCCAGACGAAUUGGCCAUGACAAUUAUGCCUCAGAAGUAAAGAGGAUCAGUGCUCAACAAAAUGAUGACAUAGGCAAAGUUGAGAAAUCUCCCACUCAGGAAUCUCUGGGAAAUGAGGGUUACAAUUCUUCCGUCAGAACUGUAGCCUUAUGGGUGUGCACUGCAGUGGCAUUUGGUGUUGGUUUGGGUUUUAAGGAAGGUUUUGACAAGGCAUCCGAAUUCUUUGCUGGGUAUAUAUUGGAGCAAAGUCUUUCUGUAGAUAAUCUCUUUGUAUUUGUUCUAAUAUUCAAUUACUUCAAAGUGCCAGUUACAUAUCAGAAUCGUGUGCUUUCCUAUGGUAUUGCCGGUGCAGUUGUAUUUCGCCUGACAAUAAUACUUAUUGGAACAGCCACCCUGCAGAGGUUUGAGGCAGUCAACCUUCUCUUGGCCGCGAUAUUACUCUACUCGUCAUCUAAGCUAUUUGCCAGUGAAGAAGAUGAAUCUGACUUAUCCGAUAACUUUGUGGUGAAGACAUGUCAGAAAUUUAUCCCUGUAACAACGUAUUAUGAUGGAAAUCGAUUCAUAACAAAUCUUGAUGGGGUGUGGAAGGCCACCCCUUUGCUUCUUACUGUAGCUGUUAUCGAGCUCAGUGACAUUGCAUUUGCAGUUGACUCAAUACCUGCAGUUUUUGGUGUAACACGGGAUCCAUUUGUAGUUUUUACGUCUAAUCUUUUUGCCAUUUUGGGUUUAAGGUCACUUUUCUUAAUAAUUUCUGAGGGUAUGUCAGAGUUGAAGUACUUACAGCCGUCCAUUGCUGUUGUUCUGGGAUUCAUUGGGGUUAAGAUGAUCCUCGACUAUUUUGGACUCCAUGUCUCAACGGAGGCAUCUCUUGCUUUUGUAGCCUCAAGUCUUACCAUUGGAGUGGUAUUAAGUCUGGUUAACAAGUCUGACUAGCUUAGAAACUCAAUUCCAACUCUUCAUGAAUUGAGCUCUAUAUGGUUGCUUACAUUUACCAAGCAAUUUCAUCAUCCUCUCUACCCCUACACACCCCCUCCACCCCAAAACAAUAAAAACCCAUGUUUUCUUAAGCCAAUAGAGGAAUAAUUUGUAGCCUGUCCUAUAACUUAAGUUGAUGUUCAAUGCUAAAGCAUACUAUCUGUUAUAAUGUUCACUUCACAUAAUGGUCCAAAAUUAAUUUUAUUUAA